Molecule: messenger RNA, 1461 nt
Organism: Melozone crissalis (California towhee)
Lineage: Eukaryota; Metazoa; Chordata; Aves; Passeriformes; Passerellidae
Gene: CCDC183
Product: coiled-coil domain containing 183
Exons: 13
Coding region: 1-1461 (486 amino acids)
Source: RefSeq, a predicted model, not a curated record
AUGGAGCUCCCCGGCAGCACGUGGGGCCCCAAGCCCGACCUGAACCAGCGCAACCAGGAGAUGCAUAUCCUCGUGGGCCUGCAAGAUCAAGGCAGGAGGAUUUUCGCUCGGUCCUGCGAGGAGAAGCUCCGGCAGAACAGGGAGCUGAUCCCCAGCCUGCAGAAGGCCUUGCAGGAGGACUCCACUUUCCUGAACUUUGUCCUGAAGUACAACAAACUCCCCAUUAAGGAUGCCUUCGGAGAGCUCGUUUCAGGCACUGAGAGCCUAGAGGUGGCCGUAAAGAAGAUGGAGGCCAAAAUCCAUGACCAGGUGAAGGCGUGUGACAUGCUGCUGCACCAGCUGAAGCUGUGGAGCCAAGCCAGGGAUGAGCGCCAGAGGCGCCUGCAGGAUCUGCAGGAUGCUGAGGCUGACCCUAAGUGGAAAGAGGUGGAGAUGCAGACCAUUCGCCAGCUGGGCAAUGACAUCGAGAAGAUGCUCAUGAAAAUUCAAAGUGGAGAGAUUGUCACCAACCUGUACCUGAGGCUGCAGGAGGUCCUGAGGAGGGAGCUGGUGUACCAGCCUCGAUACCUGGACCUCCUGUCUGGGAUGACUGUGAUGUACCACGAGGAGCUCACAAGCAAGACUACCGUCCUACCCAACAGAGUCAUCAAGCAAGCUGUGUCCAUGCUCUCUGCAGAGCAGGACCAGAGCUCCUCAGAAACGCUGAUGGGUGCUGACGUGGAGGCCGCCAUGGCCAGGAUGCAGCGCGAGGCCUUUGUGACCGACAAGAUGGAGAAGGCAAAGACUGCCCUGCAGUGCUCCUGCCUCUGGGACAUCCCCAGCAGCAUCGAGGCACAGAGGAAAUCCCUGGAGAACCUGCAGCAGCACAUUGAUGAGUGCAACGAGAAGAAGAACAUGCUGAAGAAGACCCUGCAGAACCUGGAGUCCAAGCAGGCCCAACUGAAGUUCAACCAACCUGUCAGCACCGCCAGCAUGCAGGAGGAGGAGCUGAGGGAGAAGCUGAGGCAGGAGGAGGCCCGGCUGGAGCAGAUGAGAGCCCACAUGCUGAACAACCAGAAGCGCCUGAUUGAGUUUGAGAACAUCAUUGACAACAUGUUCCUCCGCCUGCAGGGCAUCUCCAUCCCUGGCAAGGAGGACUCAGGUGAGGUGCAGGGGAUGGAGCAGAAGCUGCAGCACUGUGAACAGAAGAUGCGGUUCCUGAAGGAGCAGGCGGCAGCCCGGCCUGAGGACAGCCCUGAUGAGCAGAGCGAGACUUUUGCCAAGGUCAGGAACCUUCUGGAGGAAAGAACUGCAGGUGAAAAACAGAACCUGAGGAUUACUUUUGAGGAUGAGGGCGCUACGGAACCUGACAGCUUGGAUUUUGAGGAGGAGGAAGAGGACUACGUCCCCAGCAGGGAGGACAUCAAGAAGCAGGGGCAGCAGCUGAUCCGCAUGAACACCCGGCGUCGCAAGAAGAAGUAG